AUGACCAACAAUAGCUAUGAAAAAAUAAAACCAAACCAUGAAACUGGUAUAGAAAUGGAGGACAAUAUUAAUUUAAAUAAUAAUAAUAAUAAUAUUAAUAAAAACGAUAAAGAAAAUAAUAAUGAUUAUGAUAAAGAUUUAUUAAGAAUUAAAGUAAAGAAUGCAGAAGAUCCAAUAAUAUAUAUAAAUUUAAAAGGAACCGAUAAAAUCCAAUUAUUUAAAUCAAUGAUAUUAAAGCAAAAAGAUAAACAGUCUCAUUAUAAUUGUAGGAUAAUUUUUAAUGGUAAAAUGUUAAAAGAUGAUCAAACAAUAGCAGAUUGUAAAUUAAAUAAUGAUAGUGUCGUUAUAUGUUCAAUAACUGAACCUUUAAAUAUACAACCAACUCUUGCAAUCAUACCAAAUUCCACUACCACCACUACCUCUGAAAUAAAUAAUAAUAAUACAGCACAUCCAUUUACACCACUACCAACACCACCACAAAGACAAAAUAUACAUCAAGAUUUCAUACUGGAUAUGGAAAGAGCAAGAAUUUUAUUAAAUGGCAAUGGUAAUGGUAUAGAUAUUGAUGAUACGACUGGAGUAACCGUUACACAAAACAAUAGAAAUUUUUUAUUUAUUAAUGAAAAUAGUGCUGCAAGAGAAUCUUUAGAAUUAUUUUUUGGAUUAUCAUUUGGUUUUUUUUUUGGACCUUUGUCACUGUUUUGGAUAAGUAAAUCAUAUCUUUCUAGAACUGCAAAAUUAGGUAUAGUAAUGGGUGUUAUAUUCUCUGUAUCAUUAUCACUUGUAAGAAUGUCUUCAACCCAAGCAACUUCUUAA
This is a messenger RNA of Dictyostelium discoideum AX4, 816 nucleotides long. RefSeq lists its product as hypothetical. The transcript is spliced from 2 exons. Bases 1 to 816 code for a protein of 271 amino acids. The record is from RefSeq and is a predicted model, not a curated record. NCBI's taxonomy places the organism in Eukaryota, Evosea, Eumycetozoa, Dictyosteliales, Dictyosteliaceae.